Daphnia magna is the source of this 1784-nucleotide messenger RNA. RefSeq names its product endoplasmic reticulum lectin 1. Gene Ontology annotation, biological process: endoplasmic reticulum unfolded protein response; retrograde protein transport, ER to cytosol. The record is from RefSeq and is a predicted model, not a curated record. NCBI's taxonomy places the organism in Eukaryota, Metazoa, Arthropoda, Branchiopoda, Diplostraca, Daphniidae. Gene Ontology annotation, cellular component: endoplasmic reticulum lumen. Bases 101 to 1714 code for a protein of 537 amino acids. The transcript is spliced from 8 exons.
GGCAGGAUACAGCCUGUAUAAAUAAACUUCACACAUCCCCGUAUUUUUGUUGCUGAGGUGUCCGUACUAUUGGAUUUUCCUUGGCUAAUGUUAUGCAAAGAUGAACCAUCAAUUUGGAAAAUGUUUACUUUUGUUGUUUUUAUUUUGUGGCAAUUUUGCGUUUGAAAGUGACUUGAGCUAUCUAAAAGCUUUUGAUGAUUCUAUAAUCUACCGAUUGGCAUGGGAAAAAGAAAACGAAAAUUUACUACAAGAAGCCGAGAGUCUUCCAACAGUGACAAUGGUUACUGCAAGAAAAGAGAAAUAUGUUUGCAGCAUUCCAAAAUUGUUGGAAACAAAAGAAGAAGAAGUUCCAAUCUACGAAGGACCAAAUCCAUUGCAACUAUUAGCACCCCUGUUUACGCAGAUGUCAUGCUCAUACAGACUGGAAACUUUCUGGACUUAUGAACUGUGCCAUGGAAGAUAUAUCAGACAGUACCAUGAAGAAAGGGAUGGAAAAAAAGUCAAACUUCAAGAAUAUUAUCUGGGAAAAUUUGAUAAGGAGAAAAUGGACCGUCAAAGCGCUGAAAUCGAUGCGGAGAUAAAAAAUGGAGAAAGGCAAGAAGUGCCAGUGAGAAAAAUAGAAGGGCUCUCGUUGCCGUAUUUGCUUGUCACCAUGGACAGUGGAACACUAUGCGAUCUUAACGGGAAGCCCCGUAUGACGCGAGUUUACUAUGUGUGUUAUCCAGCUGGAAAACACGAAAUUUUUUCUCUAGAAGAAGCAUCAAGUUGUGAAUAUGAAAUAGUAGUGUUGACACCUCAUCUCUGUCAGCAUCCAGAUUAUAGAGCCAAAGAAACAGAAGAAAAUAAAAUUAAUUGUUGGGCAGUAGAAGGUUCCCCGAAAAAGCCUUCGUCUCUGCUUGAGAUAGAAGCCGAAAGUCUAAUGAUGCAGCAACAACAGAAUCUGCUGGAGUCGUUGGGACUCUCCGAUUCCAAAUUUAAGGUUGAAUUUCGUCAAGUGGAAGAUUCUACUGGGCAAGGUCAAAAGCAAACGAUGGCUUUUAUAACGCCUUCUGGUGGCGGAACUAGUGGCCUAUCCGCUAAUAAUAAAGAAUUUAGUUCAGAUCAGAAAAGCUCAGGAACUUUGAAAGAUGGUGACACUGGCCCACGUCUGCAGCCGCCGCCGACGCUUCCUCCCCAGCCAGUGUUUGAUCCUAAACUAGUCGAUGAUUUUUUAGCGGGAGAGUAUUGCCUUAAUGGGGGAACAGGAUGGUGGAAGUAUGAGUUCUGCUAUGGGAAAAGAGCCGACCAGUACCACGAAGAAAAAGAUGGUUCUAGAACAUCAAUUCGCCUAGGUGUGUUCAAUAAAGAGAAACACCUUGCCUGGUUGGAUGAAAAUCCAUCGAAACGCCCGAAAGCGGUAACUGGAAGGAAGCAAGUGUCGCACAUGUACAGUGACGGAGGUUAUUGUGAAAUGACAGAUUCUCGCAGGCGAGUGGAGGUCAAGCUCAAAUGCAAAGAGAUUUCUCAGUCGGAAAAUCAACAGCAGUCGUUCAGUCACUCGAUGAAUGCCGUGUCGCUCUACCUUUUGGAACCGCAACCUUGCGAAUACGUUCUAGGCGUCGAAGCUCCGUUUCUUUGCCCGUUAAUUGAGGCCGCUGACGCCAAUGGACUUAUUCAAUUAGAUGACGUAAAAAUGGCAAAUACUGGCAAAACUACGUCGCCAGAAGAUCAGUAAAUACGUGUGUUGAUACCUGAGGGGAAAAAGUCCGUGCCGUUUUAAAAAAAUACACAUUCCAUGAAUGGUA